GCCCCGCCCCCUCCGUCCUCUAGUGCGUGCGCGUUCUCUGUGUACCGUCGUCCGGCACCGUCAUGGCGGACCCGGUCGCUCCGCUCGAUGAAGACUGGGAGGAUUUUAACGAAUUCAAAGCGGCUGAUUCGCACAGCAGCUGGACCGCGGCACCGGAGAAUUCACCGCAGACCCAAAGCUUCGCAGCCUUCGACGAGACGCUGAGCGCGAGCUUCCCGUACUCCAGCAGCGCGUGCACGAGCGUCUCUGUGAGCGCAGUGAGCGAGCGCGAGCUGCUGCGCGAUGACGAGAUAUGGAACACUUUGACGGAGAACUACGGCAAUGUGAUGCCAGUGGACUGGAAAACCUCUCACACGCGUUCACUACACCUGCCCACGCUGAACCUCCGACCUCAGGAGAGGGUGGAGGUCAAUAAUCUUGACGUGUCUGAUGACGAGGAGCUCAGAGAUCAGAUGGACAUGCACACCAUCAUCAUCUCAUGUGUGAACGAGGAGCCGCUGUUUACUGCAGAACAGGUCAUAGAGGAGAUUGAAGAGAUCAUGCAACAGUCUCCAGAUGAUGAGGAUCACGAGAGUCCGUCUCGGUUUGAUCUCUCCUUGAUGUCGCAUGAGUUACACACACUCACACACUCCACACCCAGCAGCAGCUACGAGGAGCGCUUGCGUGGUCUGUGCGUGUCUGAGCUGCUGGAGCGUCUGGAGGAGGUGGAGCGACAGAUCCGUGGUUUCUCUGAGGAGCUGAUUGAUCAGCUGGCAGUGAGGGAGGAGCUGGACUAUGAGAAGGAGGUGAAGAACACGUUCAUCUCGGCACUCAUCCACGUGCAGAACCGACAGAAAGAACAUCGAGAGCUGCUGAAGAAAAAGAGGAAGAUAAAGACCACAGGCGCCGAACAGAGAUCCAACCGCUUGCAUGUGCCAGGAACCUAUCUGACGACGGUGAUCCCGUACGACAAGAGCAGCGGAGCGCCGUCUGUAGAAGACCUGCAGAUCCUGACCAAGAUUCUUCAUGCCAUGCGUGAGGACAGUGACACAGUUCCUGCUCUUCUCACCGACUACAUCCUCAAAGCACUGGUGUGAGAGAACAGUGUUGUGUCCCACGUAGAGUUUCUGGAGCAGAAAAGCAGCUAAUAUCAUCGGCACGUCGGACAUCUGAUCCUCUGCAUCUCUCCAGAUGAUGUUCUUGUCUAAUCAUGCACAGAAUUGCCCCACCAGUGGCAUUUAUUUCUCAGUCUGAAUGUGUGUAUUGUUUUGUGUAGAUGUUAUUGUGUGUGGGAGCUUGAGUGCAGUAUUCAGUUUAUUUCCGAAUGCAGUUCACAUUUCACUCACUGUCAGAUUCCACUAGUUAUCACAGAGCAGCCGUCAUAAAUCAUGCACGUUUACAUCAUAUUCAGUUUGUUUUAGCACAGAUCUAGAUGCAAGAUUUCCCUCUUUUGAUCUUUCCAUCAGAUGAAAUGCGAUUUCAGGAAGUUUUAAGCUGCUGAUGGCUGAAAAUCAUAGAAUGAUUUCAAAGCAAUCUCUUCAGCAAAGGCAGGUACAUAUAUUUGUGUAGGAAAAGUUGAUGUAGCUGCAAAAUCGAAACGUUUAUCAUAUCGGAAUGAAAUAGUUCAGUCAUGCUGAACAGAUUUAGUGGUACUUUUUUUAAAACACAACAUUUAUUUCAUUGCCAGUUACUAGAUUAUCAAACUCUGUUUUUGUUCUGUUCGACCAGCUUUCUAACAUUUCUCUAUAACAGUAUUAAUAUUGAGUUGAUAAGGAGUGAACGGCACAAGUAUUUGCUACCAGUUGAAGUGAAAUCUGUGAGAUCUCAGCAGUGGAGGAAGGACAUGUUUGACUUUUAUCAGAUCUCUGGGCUGGAUUUCUGUUUUAAACUAAGAAGAGCUGAAACACUUAUAAUUGAGAAACACGUCUGUCUGUUCUCACUAAGGUCCUGUAAGAAGAUUAAAUGAUUGUCUCUGGUUUAUUAGUUUUUGUUGAAACAGAUUGGAAGUGAUAUUUUUGUAAGUGUGGCUAUAAAAGCUGAAUGUCGCUUUUUGAUGAAGAGGUUGAGAUUUUGUUGAGUCUUGUAGAUGCACGACCUUAAAGCAAUAGUUCACCGAAGAAAAUGAAAAUUUGCUGAAAAUCUCCUCACCCUCAGGCCA
This is a messenger RNA of Sinocyclocheilus rhinocerous, 2137 nucleotides long. RefSeq names its product fasciculation and elongation protein zeta-2-like. Gene Ontology annotation, cellular component: cytoplasm; axon. The record is from RefSeq and is a predicted model, not a curated record. The transcript has 9 exons. Bases 63 to 1076 code for a protein of 337 amino acids. Lineage: Eukaryota; Metazoa; Chordata; Actinopteri; Cypriniformes; Cyprinidae.